Messenger RNA from Symphalangus syndactylus (siamang), 3003 nucleotides. RefSeq names its product transmembrane serine protease 7 (gene TMPRSS7). Gene Ontology annotation, biological process: proteolysis. Gene Ontology annotation, molecular function: protein binding; serine-type endopeptidase activity. The record is from RefSeq and is a predicted model, not a curated record. NCBI's taxonomy places the organism in Eukaryota, Metazoa, Chordata, Mammalia, Primates, Hylobatidae.
AGCUAGCUUGAAUGUGGUGACGGUUCUCUCAAUUCUUCUCAAGAGAGCAUAUAAGGGGCGAAAACUGGCUUUGAGACACCCCUGGAUGAUCACACGCAAAACACCUAAUAAUGGACAAAGAAAACAGUGAUGUUUCAGCUGCACCUGCUGACCUGAAAAUAUCCAAUAUCUCAGUCCAAGUGGUCAGUGCCCAAAAGAAGCUGCCAGUGAGACGGCCACCGUUGCUGGGGAGACAACUACCAUUGCCAGGAAGACGACCACCACAAAGACCCAUUGGCAAAGCCAAACCCAAGAAGCAAUCCAAGAAAAAACUUCCCUUUUGGAAUGUACAAAAUAAAAUCAUUCUCUUCACAGUAUUUUUAUUCAUCCUAGCAGUCAUAGCCUGGACACUUCUGUGGCUGUAUAUCAGUAAGACAGAAAGUAAAGAUGCUUUUUACUUUGCUGGGAUGUUUCACGUCACCAACAUUGAGUUUCUUCCUGCAUACCGACAAAAGGAGUCCAGGGAGUUUCUUUCAGUGGCACGGACUGUGCAGCAAGUGAUAAACCUGGUUUAUACAACAUCUGCCUUCUCCAAAUUUUAUGAGCAGUCUGUUGUUGCAGAUGUCAGCAGCAACAACAAAGGCGGCCUCCUUGUCCACUUUUGGAUUGUUUUUGUCAUGCCACGUGCCAAAGGCCACAUCUUCUGUGAAGACUGUGUGGCCGCCAUCUUGAAGGACUCCAUCCAGACAAGCGUCAUAAACCGGACCUCUGUGGGGAGCUUGCAGGGUCUGGCUGUGGACAUGGACUCUGUGGUACUAAAUGCUGGGCUUCGGUCGGAUUACUCGUCAACCAUAGGAUCUGACAAAGGCUGCUCUCAGUACUUCUAUGCAGAGCAUCUGUCUCUCCACUACCCGCUGGAGAUCUCUGCAACCUCAGGGAGGCUGAUGUGUCACUUCAAGCUGGUGGCCAUAGUAGGCUACCUGAUUCGUCUCUCAAUCAAGUCCAUCCAAAUCGAAGCCGACAACUGUGUCACUGACUCCCUGACCAUUUACGACUCCCUUUUGCCCAUCCGGAGCAGCAUCUUGUACAGAAUUUGUGAACCCACAAGAACAUUAAUGUCAUUUGUUUCUACAAAUAAUCUCAUGUUGGUGACAUUUAAGUCUCCUCAUAUACGGAGGCUGUCAGGAAUCCGGGCAUAUUUUGAGGUCAUUCCAGAACAAAAGUGUGAAAACACAGUGUUGGUCAAAGACACCACUGGCUUUGAAGGGAAAAUUUCAAGCCCAUAUUACCCGAGCUACUAUCCUCCAAAAUGCAAGUGUACCUGGAAAUUUCAGACUUCUCUAUCAACUCUUGGCAUAGCACUGAAAUUCUAUAACUAUUCAAUAACCAAGAAGAGUAUGAAAGGCUGUGAGCAUGGAUGGUGGGAAAUUAAUGAGCACAUGUACUGUGGCUCCUACAUGGAUCAUCAGACAAUUUUUCGAGUGCCCAGCCCUCUGGUUCACAUUCAGCUCCAGUGCAGUUCAAGUCUUUCAGACAAGCCACUUUUGGUAGAAUAUGGCAGUUACAACAUCAGUCAACCCUGCCCUGUUGGAUCUUUUAGAUGCUCCUCCGGUUUAUGUGUCCCUCAGGCCCAGCGUUGUGAUGGAGUAAAUGACUGCUUUGAUGAAAGUGAUGAACUGUUUUGCGUGAGCCCUCAACCUGCCUGCAAUACCAGCUCCUUCAGGCAGCAUGGCCCUCUCAUCUGUGAUGGCUUCAGGGACUGUGAGAAUGGCCGGGAUGAGCAAAACUGCACUCAAAGUAUUCCUUGCAACAACAGAACUUUUAAGUGUGGCAAUGAUAUUUGCUUUAGGAAACAAAAUGCAAAAUGUGAUGGGACAGUGGAUUGUCCAGAUGGAAGUGAUGAAGAAGGCUGCACCUGCAGCAGGAGUUCCUCCACCCUUCACCGCAUCAUCGGAGGCACAGACACCCUGGAGGGGGGUUGGCCGUGGCAGGUCAGCCUCCACUUUGUUGGAUCUGCCUACUGUGGUGCCUCGGUCAUCUCCAGGGAGUGGCUUCUUUCUGCAGCCCACUGCUUUCAUGGAAACAGGCUGUCGGAUCCCACACCAUGGACUGCACACCUUGGGAUGUAUGUUCAGGGGAAUGCCAAGUUUGUCUCCCCGGUGAGAAGAAUUGUGGUCCAUGAGUACUAUAACAGUCAGACUUUUGAUUAUGAUAUUGCUUUGCUACAGCUCAGUAUUGCCUGGCCUGAGACCCUGAAACAGCUCAUUCAGCCAAUAUGCAUUCCUCCUGCUGGCCAGAGAGUUCGCAGUGGGGAGAAGUGCUGGGUAACUGGCUGGGGGCAAAGACACGAAGCAGAUAAUAAAGGCUCCCUUGUUCUGCAACAAGCAGAGGUAGAGCUCAUUGAUCAAACCCUCUGUGUUUCCACCUACGGGAUCAUCACUUCUCGGAUGCUCUGUGCAGGCAUAAUGUCAGGCAAGAGAGAUGCCUGCAAAGGAGAUUCGGGUGGACCUUUAUCUUGUCGAAGAAAAAGUGAUGGAAAAUGGAUUUUGACUGGCAUUGUUAGCUGGGGACAUGGAUGUGGACGACCAAACUUUCCUGGUGUUUACACAAGAGUGUCAAACUUUGUUCCCUGGAUUCAUAAAUAUGUCCCUUUUCUUUUGUAAUUGUACCAGUUGUAUUUUUACUGUGAUUUACGUUAAAAAUAGAUACUUUACAAUGAUGCAGUAAUUGGCUGGGUGCGCUGGCUCACACCUGCAAUCCCAGCACUUUAGGAGGCCGAGGCGGGCAGAUCAUAAGGUCAGUAGAUCAAGACCAUCCUGGCUAACAUGGUGAAACCCUGUCUCUACUAAAAAAAAAAAAAUUUGCCGGGCGUGGUGGCAGGUGCCUGUAGUCCCAGCUACUCAGGAGGCUGAGGCAGGAGAAUGGCAUGAACCCGGGAGGUGGAGCUUGCAGUGAGCCAAGAUCAGCCACUGCACUCCAGCCUGGGUGACACAGCGAGACUCCAUCUCAAUAAAUAAAUAAAUA